Grosmannia clavigera kw1407 is the source of this 480-nucleotide messenger RNA. RefSeq names its product succinyl CoA synthetase-like protein. The transcript is spliced from 2 exons. The coding region runs from base 1 to 480 and encodes 159 amino acids. Lineage: Eukaryota; Fungi; Ascomycota; Sordariomycetes; Ophiostomatales; Ophiostomataceae. The record is from RefSeq and is a predicted model, not a curated record.
AUGUCGACCGACGCGGGCGCCCGUGCCUUUUUUGCGCACCCCUACUUUGCCGUCGUUGGCGCCAGCAACAACACGGCCAAGUUUGGACACAAGAUCUUUGCCUGGUACGCCGCCCGCGGCCUGCCGGCCACGCCCAUCAAUCCGACCACGGCCAACAUCGUCGUCGCCGGUCGCGACUAUCCGGUGCUGUCCGAUCUCGCUGCCCUGCCGCGGCCGCACGAGACGGCCGUGUCAGUGAUCACGCCACCGGCCGUCACGCUCGAGCUCUUGCGCGAAGCCCGCCGUCUCGGCAUCCCCGCCGUCUGGCUGCAGCCCGGCACCUUUGAUGACGCCGUCCUGGCGCUGGCCAGGUCUGCGGAUGACGCCGACGACAGCACUGCCCUGCAGACCGUCGUCGCCGGCGAGGGCGGCCGCGGCAGCGAGGGCUGGUGUGUGCUCGUCGAUGGCGACCAGGCACUGCGGGCCAACGGGAAGUUGUGA